GAGCACAAGAUCGUUAAAGGACGUAACAUGGCCAUUACAAGGGUUGUUGGUAACAGAGUUUAUUUGAAAGUGAACAUCAAAGAUGAAGAACAGCUCUAUCCGUUAAUCGAAUUUUUGCAAAACAAAAUCGCCACACCCAACAACUUGUUGUUCGACGAUUUCCAAUUCGACAAAAAUCAAUUAUCGAUGCGUAUCAGUCGCCUUGAAAACCCAAAACCGAAGAACGAGAAGCGCAUCGACACUGUGGAAGGCGUCGCACAAGCUGUCUAUAAACGACGGAAAGACAUUGCGAGAUUCUCGGGCGCCCAAGUAGACGAAACUGGUAUUGGUAUAGGAGAGCUGUCAUACCAUAACCGUGAUAUUCCAUUUAGGACUCUGUACCUUAUUCAUGACAAGGACGAAUUGCCCGUUUUUAAGGUGCAUCUAAUGAAACAUCGUCGUUUCUACACCACCAACAUCACAAACGGUAUCCACGAUAUUGAAGGAAAGAACAGCUUGACUUAUCAGGAACUUUGCCGUCAACGAAUGAACCAGGACACAGGGUCGGGACGUGGCAGUAAGAGCUCAUCAACGUCUAGUUGGUGUGAAGAAGCUGUCGCCCAAUCGAGUAUCGAUAUCUCUACUGGUCAUGUGAUAUUGAAUUUCCUUCAAGACUGUCUAGCUGAUCCAUCAAAGAUCGAAGCCCAAUGGGAUACUAUUCGUGACUACCGUAAUCCGGAUAAGCAUGUUACCAUCGGUACUCAGCAUGCUAAUCGUAACAGAAGCGUCGUUCCAUUUGAUGAAAGCCUUGUUCCGGUUGAUUCGUGGGAAGAGGGAAAAACGGAAUACCUCAAUGCAAGCUUCAUCUACGACGAUGAUCCAAGACAACCUGUUUACAUCGCUGCUCAAACACCACGCGGCGAAGAUGUGGCGUCCUUCUGGCAGGCAAUUUGGCAGCAUGGAGUUUGCCUGAUCGUAAAUCUGUCCACCCUGGAAGAAAGCAAACAGGAGAAGAGCUAUUGGCCCGAGUCUGGUUCCGAAGUACAUGGUCCAUUCGAGAUUCACCUUGUCUCGGAACACAUUUGGAGCGAUGACUAUCUCGUGCGUUCGUUCUACCUGAAGAAUCUCCGUAACGGCCAGACACGUACCAUCACUCAGUUCCAUUACUUGUCUUGGAAACGCGACGAGACGCCAUCCAGUCCGAAGAGCCUCAUCGAAUUCAGACGUAAGGUGAACAAAUCAUAUCGUGGUCGUGCAUCACCGGUACUAGUACACUCAUGGGAUGGAGCUGGUCGAACCGGGGUCUUCUGUGCUGUCGAUCUCUUAUGCGGACGCCUACUCAAAGGUGUCCGCCAACUGGAUGUCGUCGCUUCCGUUGAACACCUUCGUGAUCAAAGAGAUGGUCUCGUUCGUACCGCGGAUCAGUUCAAGUUGAUUUAUGGAUGUGUUGCCCAAGAAGUGAAUUCAUUGCUAAAAGCAUUACCGCAAUGA
This is a messenger RNA of Haemonchus placei, 1470 nucleotides long. The record is from the annotation of a GenBank genome assembly. Lineage: Eukaryota; Metazoa; Nematoda; Chromadorea; Rhabditida; Trichostrongylidae.